Messenger RNA from Poecilia reticulata (guppy), 3603 nucleotides. The record is from RefSeq and is a predicted model, not a curated record. Lineage: Eukaryota; Metazoa; Chordata; Actinopteri; Cyprinodontiformes; Poeciliidae.
UGGCUGCUCUCUAAACACCAUCCCGAAGUUUUCCKGGACCGUGUGACGCAUGAACGCCGGAUGUUUCCAGCUGGCAUUAAUUAGUGAGUGGGUCCACCCCGCCUUUAUAAAGGAGACGCGCCCACCGCCGCGCUCUGUGUCCACGCAGGCGAAGAUGAGCUACGGAUCUGAUGUGUUCUCCUCCUCCUCCUCCUACAGGAGGAUCUUCGGGGAUUCUCCCCGUUUCUCCUCCUCUCCGUCGCGCGUGUCCUCCCGCGGAGGAGGCUACCGCUCCUCCUCCCUGUCCCGCACCAGCAUCUCCUCCGUGGGCUCCUACAGCAGAAAGUCGACUCGCUCCUUCUCCGCUCCGCUGGAGGCCUUCGACCUGACCCAGAGCAGCAUCCUCAACAAUGAGUUCAAGAUCAUCCGCACCAACGAGAAGGAGCAAAUGCAGGGUCUCAAUGACCGCUUUGCCAUGUUCAUCGAGAAGGUGCGCAACUUGGAGCAGCACAACAAAGUGCUGGAGACCGAGCUGGUGGCGCUGCGCCAGCGGCAGGCAGAGCCAUCCCGCCUGGCGGAGCUCUACCAGCAGGAGAUCCGAGAGCUGCGCUCCCAGCUGGAGGAGCUGAACGGAGAGAAGUCCCAGCUGGUGAUAGAGAGGGACAGCAUCGACGACGACCUGCAGAAACUCAGGGGGAAGUACGAGGAGGAGUUCCGCGCCCGGGAGGAGGCGGAGGCCACCCUCAAGGCGUUCAAGAAGGACGUGGACGACGCCACCAUGGUGCGCCUGGACCUGGAGAAGAAAAUCGAGUCCCUCCUGGACGAGAUCAACUUCCUGCGGAAGGUGCACGAGGAGGAGGUGGCCGAGCUGACGGACAUGAUCCAGGCCGCGCAGGUGUCCGUGGAGAUGGAGGUGGCCAAGCCGGACCUCACCUCCGCCCUCAAGGAGAUCCGCAGCCAGUACGAGUCCAUGGCGUCCAAGAACCUGCAGUCGGCCGAGGAGUGGUACAAGAGCAAGUUCGCCGACCUGACGGAGCAGGCCAGCCGGAGCACCGACGCCAUCCGAGCCAGCAGGGAGGAGGCGAACGAGUUCCGGAGGCAGCUGCAGUCCAAGACCAUCGAGAUAGAGAGCCUGAGGGGGACCACCGAGUCUCUGGAGAAGCAGCUGCGGGAGAUGGAGGACAGGCACAGCAUGGAGAUCAACAGCUACCAGGAAAGCAUGGCAGAGCUGGAAAAUGAGCUGAGGACCACCAAGAGUGAGAUGGCUCGACAUCUGAGGGAAUACCAGGACCUGCUGAAUGUCAAGAUGGCUCUGGAUAUAGAAAUCGCUGCAUACAGGAAACUCCUGGAAGGGGAGGAGACCCGCAUCGGAACAGGCAUCGCCUACCCCAACCCCUCUAUAAGCGCCGGUGUCGGGCAGGGCUACAGCUACCAGACCCGCAUCUACUCCAGCUCUGGCAAGACCUCCAAGAAGGAGGGCAAGGAGGAGGAGCAGCAGCCGCAGAGCAAGCCCACCGGGAAGGUGUCCCAGCGCGAAGUCUACGAGGAGACCGUGGUGACAACCAAGAAGAUGGAAAAGCAGCAAGAAGACAUCCCUACCAAUCAGAAAAACUAGAAACCUCCUCUAAGCCUGGGUCUGAAACCACUAAACCUUCGCUCUGUCCCGCGCAAACACACGCCUCUUUUCGUCUCCCGUCUGUUUAUUCUUAUUCARAUCCGUCAUAACUCCACAGAAGCAAUCACUUUAUUGCGACAAAAGUCAUGGCUGAACAAGCGCAGGCACUUUGGUAGCAGUCUUCAUCACCAGUCAUCUUGUAGGAGAGACACAGUGAGCAAAUUUUUACCUCAAGCUGUGAUGUAAUCUCAACACAUAUUGAGGGAUAUGCAUUUGUCUGUUAGGAUGCACAAUAACACACACACACACACACACACACACACACACACACACACACACACACACACACACACACACACACACACACACACACACACACAAAAGAAAUAGGUUGGAAACAUUUCAGCUGGUGUUGUGCUUUUAUCACUGACAAUUUCAGGAAGAAACCUUACAUAGCAAAACGGUCCAACAUCAUAUAAACCCAUGGCUUCUAGUUGAGCUAUUCUGUUUUCUUCUAAUACCAGUAGACGACCAGAGAAAGGGGCGAUGAUUUCCUUUUAAUUCAUCAACAAUGUUCCUAUGUCACAGCGUUGCUAUUUUAAUGAAGCUGAGACUUGAAGCGAGCAGUUUCUGAAAAUGUAUUACUUGAGCUUUAUUUGCAUGUGGUGUGCCACGCUUGGCUGAUUGUUCAUCUCAUUCGACUUGGCGUCGUUUGAGCAUGAAAGGUAAGCACCGCUUUCAUCGUCCUUAAGAUGCACCUCUAGGCCUCCGAUCUCGGCCGAUAAUGUGAAUAUACCGAAAAGGGUCGUCUUUGAAAGCACUUGAGUAGAAAUGAAUCGCCUAAGCUUGGAAUGAGUAACUAUUUGCACAAUGUUCUACCGAGGAUGCAAGGGGAGAAUACAUUUUUACAAACAUGAAUCCAAUUUGUAACUGAUAUAAAACGAAUGAAUAGUGUUUUUUCAGUCUGGUUGAGUAUAUACUUGGGAUCAUACAUUAUACUUCAGCACAAAAACGCAUGAGAUUCUGUUUGUUUCAUGUCUCUGGGUGUGAUUUAUCAUAUACACAGAUAGUUUAAGACCCAUGCUCCGUGAACCCCACAAUCACAUCGAUGAAACCCGAAGACCCCGCGGAGCUAAACGAAAACCUGCUGGAUCACAGAAACAACUCGACCUCGCUUCUUAAUAACUGUGGCCAUGACUGGAUCAAAUGUCUGUUGUAGAAACUACUUCACUCUUAGAGUAACUAUAGGACUUGUAGCUUAUUUACUUUUUAUUAAUUCCUGCUUGUGCACUGCCUCACUCCAGGUCGCGGCGGUCAACGCCGUGAUGAACUGCACUCACUUCUUCACAAGUAGAAGCAAAGAAACUGCUGAUUGUACAGCUAGCUGCUCUGGUUUUUGGUUGUGUUUACCUGAAGCUUGUGACGAGUAUCUUAGUACUGUAUACAUGUGCUUCUUGCACAGUGGCCUAACAUGACCGGAACAGGGGGGGGCGACAGACCUCGACGUCAGGGCGUUUUGGUUUUAUUGAACGCCGUCGCCGUUUACGUAAUGCGCGCUUUGACAAUGGAUGAACGGCUCAUGGUUGCAAAGCCUUACACUAAAAACCAAAAAAGAAARAAAAACAACAACAAACAAAUGUCACCACAACUGCGGCACUGCCAAACUUUUCUAAAUGCACAUUUUUCUCAAAAGGAAAAAAACAAAAACAAAACCAGUACAAUAUGUCACCAAUCCAUACUCAGCUGUCAAUAUUGAACUAUAUUGUAGAAGAAAUACUGUAGAAUGUGAAACGCCUUAAARCACCAGCAGCUUCUGGUUCCAUGUUCAGUGUGUAUAUUUCAGUCAAGCGGGGUGUUUUCAUCUUCCGUCGUAUCUUCAGUAGUGUUUAUUAGAGUUACCAUUACUUCUAAAGCAUAGGGAUUGAAUGUAGUUGACAUGCUUUUCUCUUUACCGUGACUACUAUAUAUGUAUUGCCAUAUGACACCAUAUCAAUAAAGACUUGACCUGA